AUGGAACCAGAUUGGGACGAUGGAGAUGGCUAUGAGGAGCAAGUGGACGACCUCUGGUGGUCAGACUGGUCACCAUGGCACGAAUGGACAACAUCCGAUGAUGCUGGUACAGAAUUCUGGAGCGCAGACGACUGGAGUGAAGACUGGUGGACGGAUGAUUGGACUAAUGAAGAAGACGUAUUGCCAGAUGAGACUUUAGCUGAUCCGGAAGAGACGCAAUUGUCGGAGGCCUUUGCGAUCGCCAAUGAGGCGAAUAGAACAUUGAAGGAAGCCAGAGAGGCGGUUCGUCGAGUUCGAGCUGCCCGCGGGUACUACGCGCCCGAGUCCAAUUCGGGCAAGGGCAAAUCAGGAGGCUCAUCCAAGUCGAGCUCACCGACCUCCAAACAAGGAAGCAAGAGUUCAUUUGGACCAUGCUUUGUCUGCGGAAUGCGCGGUCAUGGUUACCAACAGUGCCCUGAUCGCUUUGCCCCCAAGGGCAAGAGCAUUGGAGCUGGAAAAGGUCAGAGCUUCAAGGGCAAGGGCACUGGAUUUGGGAAAGGAACUGGCUUCAAGGGCAAUAGCAAAGGCAAGGAUUUCAACAAGGGUUCAUUCAGCAAGGGGAAGACAUACUACAUUUCUGGUUUUUUGGCCCAGUGGGACAAUCAUGCAUCACAUGGCAGAGCACCCACUCGUGCGAUCUUGGACACCGGGGCAACCGAGAAUGCCAUUGGUUUGGACUCCCUUCAUGACCUGGUGGUGAAUGGCAAGUUCCAGUACACGGUUUGUCGGAACGACCUCCCAACCUUCAGGUUUGGCAACGGACACCGUGACCAAGCACUUAGUCGGGUAGACCUGCUGGACACCUCGUUAGGGAGCAUUUCAUUCUACGUGUUGGGUGGCAUGGCGAAAGGAACCCCUCCGCUGAUCGGACUGGACCCGAAGCAAGCAUUUGGAGGACUCCUACGACUGAAGGAGAAAGCAAGAAUUGCCUAUGAGCAGGAACAUGCCAAGUACAAGCUCUCUCGCUUGAACAACGCUCUAGGAAAGAAAGAGCAACAGGAGGCCAAGAGGCCGAAGGGGCCACCAGAAGGCAAGAUGAUGAAGGUGCCGGUGAAGAAGACGAUCCAGAAGAAGGGAUCGAAACAAGAUGAGAUGAAGCCGCAAGAAGAGCAUCAAUCUCGGGAGGAACAACCUGACGAACUACAAGCACCCGAGGAGGAGAAGCCAACAAGUGCUCAAGCGGCUAUGACGCCGAGGACCCAGGCGCUUGAGUCAGAGGGGAAGCCAAUUCCACCGACUCCAUUUCUCCAGGAUCAGCCAGAUGAUGAUCCCGCUGCGACAGCAGCCCAAUCUUCGAGUGGCAAUUGUUCCACUCCUCAAUGCAAGCUUCCAGGAGGACAUCAUGGACCUCACGAGGAUGAUGUCGGAAGAAAAUUCGCCAUGUCAACAUCUGGCGGAAGAAUCAAUUUGGAUGAUGAUCCAUCUCAACGAGAUGAAGAUCCAAGUUCAUCCAGUUCUUCAAGCUCGUCCUCGUCAUCAGAGGAGUUGCGAACGGAGGUGGAAGAAAGGAGGAGGAAAGCCAAAGAACCCCGACGAACAAGGGGAAACAAAAGGAAGGCCGAUGAAGGGCCGGAGCAAGGGCAGUUCUAUGCCUUGGAGAUUGAGGUCUCAGAAGAAGAGUCCAGCUACCUCAUGAAGCAUCCCCGGAAGGUAUGGAGCGAACAGACGUGGAAGCGACUCCGGGCCAAGCGAACGUCCACCCCACUGUCCCUAGCGACCGUGGCAUUGCUGUGGAGCGGAUUGACAGCAACUGAAGCCAGCCGAGAGGCCAAUGUCAGUGUUGCUGCCACCGUCGUGAUAUUUUAG
Durusdinium trenchii is the source of this 1845-nucleotide messenger RNA. Lineage: Eukaryota; Dinophyceae; Suessiales; Symbiodiniaceae. The record is from the annotation of a GenBank genome assembly.